GUAAAUGAGUUGCUUUUACACGUUGCGUCGUCUCAUCAUCAGGUUCAUUAUUCGUUAACAGUUGCCAGAUAUUCAGAUUCAUUGCCUCCAGAUCUAGGCUGUUUUGUCCAUGGCACGGACGGGUGAUUCGUUCUAGUCGUCAUCUGUGGCAUGCCGUGUCCCGGCCACCCCCGGGACCCACCUUCCCAUCCCGCUGCCGACGAGUAUGGCGGCCGGUGGCGAUUAAUCGCGACAGAGUGGCAACGGCGGCCGGCGACUAGUCGUAGCAGCUCCUGGUUGACUGGGUCGGAAGUGGUUGAGCCAGCGUGGGGUAUAGAGGCCAGUGUGUGUGGUAGGGCGCAGCUUGUUUAUCAUCAUCAAUCAUAAAGAAACUUUAUGAACCUUUCCCUUGCAUCUUCUUCCUCCUCCUCCUCUCAAAGUCUUCUUUCCGAUCCCCAAAUCCUGCUCAUCAUUACCCUCAGGUUGUCUGGAUGUGUGUUACAUACAUCUGGCCAAAGCAUAGAUCAGGUCAUAUAUAACACAUCAAAGCGUUGACGCUGCAGGCUAGGCAGGCUGAUCAGGUCAUCGUCGUCGAUCUUCCUCGAAGCGAGCGCCAGAUCUCGUCGGUCUCUGCUCACCGGCCGCCUGCUUCUACAGGAUUAGUUAAUUACUUCGCUUCCGCCGCGGUACUGUGGUGUGGUAUUGAUUGCAAAUGGAUGGCCAAAUUGGUAUCAGAUACAAAGUUGACCUAGAGCGCAUGCUGCUUGAUGGAAGUGCAGAGCCAACAUACCUAUGGUUGUCACUUUUAGAAGACAUCACAGACUGUUUCUCUGAUGAUCAGCAAAUUGGUAGUGGUGGGUUUGCAGUGGUUUAUAAAGGAAUAGUCGGAGAACGGAUGGUUGCUGUAAAGAAGUUGUCCCAAACGCUUGAUAUGCAUGAGAAUAAAUUUCACAAAGAGGUUGAGUGCCUGAUGAAAGCCAAGCACAAGAAUAUAGUGCGUUUCCUAGGAUAUUGUUCUGACACGCAAGGGAGAAUUGCAAAUUAUGAAGGUAAGUUUGUGAUGGCAGAUCUGCGCAACUGGUUACUAUGUUUCGAGUAUGUACCAAAUGGAAGUCUCGAUAAGUAUAUUACAGAUUCAUCUGGUGGACUUGAAUGGGGUGAGCGCUACCAGAUAAUCAAGGGAAUCUGUGAGGGCUUACUUCAUCUUCACGAGAAGCAUAUCCUCCACUUAGAUCUAAAGCCAGCUAAUAUAUUGAUUGAUGAUCGGAUGGUACCCAAAAUUGCUGAUUUUGGUCUAUCAAGGUGCCUGGAUAAAGACCAAACCCGAGCUUUUACGUCACACCUAUGUGGAUCGCAAGGAUAUCUGGCUCCUGAAUUCUACAGAGGACAAGUCGCAUUUUUCUCGGACAUAUACAGUCUUGGCGUUAUAAUCAUGGAGAUACUAACAGGAGAGAAGGGGUAUCCAGAAGAUGAGUAUGUAGUUGAGGCUUGGAUGCAUCGGUUGGAGGGAUCAGAUCAAUGCAAGAUACAGUUGGAGCAAGUAAGAGUAUGCAUUAAGAUAGGGAUGGAGUGCAUGGACUCAGACCCAAAGAAGAGGCCCAUUGCACUUCAUAUAAAUGACAGACUUGAUAAACUGUCAAGCGUAGUCAAAACUGGCAUCAACAGUUCAUCAGUCGAACAACAUGUUAGUUUCCUAGAGGGACAAUCUGGUCAAGAGAAAAUAGGAAAUCUUUCAUCCGAGUACCUCAGGAAGGACUUCAAGGAACAUGCUGAAAUAGAAGAACUUGGGGAAUUUGUUGGGACACCUAGAGAAGAUCAUUGGCAGCUAGAUCGAAAAGAAACUCCAGGCGAUCAAUGGCCAUUAUGGGGAGUGCAAGGUACAAAGCAAAAUGUCAUCCCAGAUGGUGCAAGCAUUUGUACUUUUUACUGUGGUUUGCUCUACAAGUUGAUCAAUUUGGACAUUUUCAACAUAAAAGCACGAAUUAAUUACAUGAGGCAUGGUGGGCCUGGCCUUGACUAUAUGAAAUGUGUGAAACAUUUUAAAAGGUGGGAGCUGAAGCCAUUUUUGGAGGAUCACAAUUUAAUUGGAAAAGAUGGAUUUGGGGAAGUUUACCUAGGCAUUCAUGAUGGAGUACCGUUUGUAGUAAGAAAGUUUAUUAGUGGUAUUGGGCUAAAGAAUGGAGAAUUUGCCUUGGAUGUUGCCUACCAAUCUCAACAUGUUCACAAAAAUAUCGUUAGGUUAAUAGGCUGUUCCGUGGAAUUUGACGUCCCGAUGCUAGUCCUUGAGUUUCUCUCCAAAGGUAGCCUCAAUGAAAUUCUUCACAGCAAGAACAGGUUGCCUCUCAACUUAGCUGUGCGUUUACAUAUCGCUGCAGGAUUAGCAGAUUCUAUAGCUUUUUUGCAUUUACACGGGGGUAUGAAAACCUUAGUUAAACCAGCAAAUAUACUCUUGGAUGAUAACUUUGUGCCAAAGAUCUCAAACUUUGGCACAUCAAAGUUCAUUGCAAGAGACGGCAAAGACACUAGAACAUUCAUUGAAGACAUGUAUUAUCUUGAUGACCUUGCUUAUGUGGAUCCGGUGUACCUAGAAAGAGGUGUGCUAACCGACAAAAGUGAUGUCUACAGUUUUGGAGUUGUCGUCUUGGAGCUUCUUACAAGAAAGAAAUCCACACAUGGUAAAAAUAACAACUUAGUAAGUAAUUUUCUUGAGAAUCACAAGCAGGGGAGAAAAUCAACUGAGGUGUUCGACAAGGAAAUCGCAGUGGCAGGAGAUCUGGAGCUUCUUGACAACCUGGCAGAAAUUGCUGUGAAAUGUCUUAACCUUGAUAAUCCGUACCGAAGACCGGAAAUGAAAGAGGUUGGGCGGCGUAUUGCGCUGAUUCAAUCCCGUAAUAUGUGAGUUGACAACUUGAUGCACUUACAUGUGCAGUUUGAACGACAUGUUUGGUGUGUCUUAUAAGCUUCUGAUAGACACAAGCAAUAUGAACACAUGAUGGUCGACUUGACACGCAUGUAACUAUGUAAACAGAUUUUGUAAUGCUCUCCGAGUGUAUAUAUACCACGCUAAAGCAUGCCCUCUAUCGAGCUGCUGGUAUAAGAGAAGGAUUGUUUUUUCUGCGCUUU
Aegilops tauschii subsp. strangulata is the source of this 3102-nucleotide messenger RNA. The record is from RefSeq and is a predicted model, not a curated record. NCBI's taxonomy places the organism in Eukaryota, Viridiplantae, Streptophyta, Magnoliopsida, Poales, Poaceae.